Molecule: messenger RNA, 876 nt
Organism: Mastomys coucha (southern multimammate mouse)
Lineage: Eukaryota; Metazoa; Chordata; Mammalia; Rodentia; Muridae
Exons: 3
Coding region: 389-823 (144 amino acids)
Source: RefSeq, a predicted model, not a curated record
AUUUUGCAACCAGUAGAUAAUUACAGCAAUCCCAACCUCUUCAAGCUGUCUCGGGGCUUAACUGUGACUGCAUGAAUGAAAGCAAUGGAAAACUUCUAAACUUUCCUACAAAUAUCCACCAUAGCAAAAGAAGGUGUGUGCACUGCUGCUACAGCUCAGUAAUAGAAAGUAAGAAUCAAUCAUAUCUGUCCAGAUCUUUACUUUCCCUGGUACCCUGCCACCUGCCCUCACGCAGCCUGAAAGCUGAGGGACGGACACAGCAGGAAAAGAAAGUGACCCUAAGAAGCAGGAUGAAAUGAGAUGCCAAAGAAGGGAGGAGAGUGGAAACAGGGAGGGCUGGGGCGGGACUGUUUAAUGUUCGAAAUCAGUGCCAAGCUAAAUUGGAAACAUGAGUCUGCGUACCUGGAACUUACCUCAUCCGUAUAUAAUUUGUAACCUGAGAUCCCCUCUCAGAGAAGUAAAAAUAGCAAGGCUCUCUGGCAGGUCUGUUCUCUGCACAGUAGAAGGUCAGAAUGGGGAAGGCAGGACUUGGGGAGAGCCAGAAAGCUGGGCCACAGAAUGCCCAUCAUGUGGUUUUAGCAGGCACACCUUCUCCCCUGUCUCCUUCGAUGACACAGGAAAUACAUCCCAGGAGGUGGUUUCAGGAUUCCCCUGGGGAAAGCAGGGAAGCAUGGCAAUGUGCAGGCAGACAUGGUGCUGGAGGAGCCAAGAGUUCUACAACUUUAUCAAAAACACAAAGCUAUUGAAAUUAUAUUUGUGCACAGACAAAACAGGAAAUAAUGUGACUCCAGAAGCCUCUCCAACUCUCUUGGUCUUCUAUUAAUUCUUGGACUUUCUCAUCACUAUCUUUAAAAAAAAGUCAAGUUGAAGGAGUUA